This is a messenger RNA of Trematosphaeria pertusa, 760 nucleotides long. RefSeq lists its product as uncharacterized. NCBI's taxonomy places the organism in Eukaryota, Fungi, Ascomycota, Dothideomycetes, Pleosporales, Trematosphaeriaceae. The transcript has a single exon. The coding region runs from base 20 to 511 and encodes 163 amino acids. The record is from RefSeq and is a predicted model, not a curated record.
UUUCAAGGAAUCUAGAGUUAUGAAACAAUAUUCCAGCACGUUACGCAACGUCAAAAGCGCGUUCCUUGUUGACGCUCAGAUCAGAAGCAAAGUCGCGGCAAUGAAGCUCAACUUUAAAAAUAAAAAGCACCACAUCGCUUGUCCAGGGAGCCGGGAAAAAGCACGAAAAUUGAUGAAAAUCUCUAUGCCGCACUUCGCUUCGCCCAAUCCCCUGCACCCUCGCUCAGAAAAAAAAGAAAAAGGCCAGCACGAUCUCCGCAUUCCGCAACUCAGCCGCCAAUCAGCGAGCUCGAGCGAAAUCAAUCUGGCAAAUCGUCAUGUCGGAAGGGCCGAGGCGAGAAAAUUCGUGAUCAGAGCGUCAGCAACGAGCACAAUCAAAUCUCCACAGGAUCCUCACUUUUCUUGCUUUUCUUCCCAUCAAGUGCGGCGGAAGACCUUCCGGCCCGUAUUUGCAUGCCACCAUACUAUAAUCAGGCCAUGCAUCUUGUAUGAUAAGAAGAGGGACGGUUGAAUUGAUAGCGCAGGGCUGAAGGAGUUUUGCAAGGCACGGUGGAUACGAGGCUCAGCAUGGUACGGAAGAAAUCGCUUGCAGUGAAUCUGUGAAGACGGCGAGCGGCUGACAGCUGAAAUGUUGGGGAGAAUUCGUAAGCGCCACAUGCUUGAAUGAGGAAGGAAUGGUGGUGUUUUGAGGGACGUUCUCGCGAUCAAGAUGCAGAGUGAAUGUGCAUUUGACGGUGGUCAGUCCCAUUAGCUGCACACA